UCCCGCGGCGUGACAUCUUGGUAAGCUACCUACCUACCUACCUGUGAAUCAUCUCUCAGCUUUCCCCCUUUCAAUCCAAAUCCCUCCUUCCACCGCCUCCGAGAGGCUUCGACCACGGUGAUUAGUCAGAGGCAGCAGCCAGUCCCUCCCUUCCUCUCAUGGUGCAACGUCAUUUGCGCCCACCCAUAAAAACUGCGGACUGAGCCCCUCCUUUUUGGCCUCAGCCCCUCUUCAACCAUUCCGAGCUAAUCUCUUCUCUUCUUAACCUUCCUCCAGUCUUAAACCAUCCGCUCGCCUGUCUUCUCUCUCCUCCGCUAGAUUUUCUACUACUCCAUCCUCCACUUUCCUGCGUUCCACCUUCGUCCAGCGCUUUCCCGCCGCGAGUCCUCUGUACCACCGCUCCUUCUCUCAAUCUCACUCCGCCAAAUUCAACCCCACACAAUCCAACAUGUCUGACCACGGCAAGGUUCACCAGAUCACUUCCACUGCGGAGUUCAGAGAGAAGGUCACCAACUCCCAGGACGCCAUUGUCCUCGACUGCUUCGCCACGUGGUGCGGUCCCUGCAAGGCCAUCGCCCCCAAGGUCGCCGCUUUCAGCGAACAAUACCCCCAGGCCAAGUUCUACUUGAUCGACGUCGACGAGCUCUCUGAUGUCGCUGCCGAACUCGGUGUCCGCGCCAUGCCCACCUUCAUGCUGUUCAAGGGCGGCGAGAAGGUCAAGGACGUUGUCGGUGCCAACCCUCCCGCUCUCGAGGCCGGUAUCAAGGCUCUCCUCGCAUAG
Molecule: messenger RNA, 781 nt
Organism: Aspergillus brunneoviolaceus CBS 621.78
Lineage: Eukaryota; Fungi; Ascomycota; Eurotiomycetes; Eurotiales; Aspergillaceae
Product: thioredoxin family protein
Exons: 2
Coding region: 449-781 (110 amino acids)
Molecular function (GO): protein-disulfide reductase activity
Source: RefSeq, a predicted model, not a curated record